AUGGGUAAUGACUCGUCUAAAGCCCAUAAAGCAUCAGCAAAAGCAUCAGGAGUAGCGUCAUCCUUGGGUAUUCGCUCUGGACCGUCACAAAGCACUGUUCAACGACAUAUUGACAAUGCAAAGAAAAGCAGAAUCCUGCAAUUGAAGGGCUGCGGAUUGAAAUCAAUGCCCCAAGCCUUGAAUGAGCUUUAUGAGAUUAUUCGAAAUUUGGAAUUGAGCCAAAAUAAAAUCAAAGAGCUGCCUUCGGAUAUUGGAUCUUUCAGAGCUCUCAAACAACUACAUCUUGCUGAGAACGUCCUCACUGAGUUACCUGAUGAGAUUGGCUCACUCAGCAAUCUGGAGAUAUUGAAUGUACACUCGAACAAGUUAUCAUUACUGCCGGAUUCAAUAGUAGGAUGUACAUCAUUGAAAACUCUCAUUCUUUCGGCUAACAAUUUCAUCCAAUUCCCCAUUCCUGUCUGCCAUUUGAUGUCACUGGAAACCGUCAAUCUUGCCCAAAACACGAUAACGGAGCUUCCGGAUGACAUAAGCUCUAUAAACGCGUCCGAAUUGAAUUUAAACCAAAAUAGGCUCAACUUCCUGAAUGCUGAUGCCCUAUCCAAAGCUGCUCACCUCAAGAUCCUCAGAGUUGAAGAGAAUUGUCUCGCAAAAACCGAAUUUACACCACAAUUGCUUAUUCAUUCCACCAUAAGCAUAAUAAGCCAUUCUGGCAAUAUAUUUCAAGACCGUGAAUUCCAAGAUUUGCCUGGUUAUGAAGAAUAUCAAGAACGCUUUACUGCAACAAGACGAAAAAUGUAA
Molecule: messenger RNA, 798 nt
Organism: Strongylus vulgaris
Lineage: Eukaryota; Metazoa; Nematoda; Chromadorea; Rhabditida; Strongylidae
Source: the annotation of a GenBank genome assembly